Sclerotinia trifoliorum is the source of this 2917-nucleotide messenger RNA. The record is from the annotation of a GenBank genome assembly. Lineage: Eukaryota; Fungi; Ascomycota; Leotiomycetes; Helotiales; Sclerotiniaceae.
AAAUUCUUACAUGUCCACAAUUGUUUAUGCUUACUUUCGUUAUGGUAUUUAGUACGUAGGCAGAGACCAUGGCGCUGAAGUAGGUCUUCUCGUUCAUCCUUCCGACAAAUAUGCAUCCUGUUCAACGCCAAUGGCUUUUUUUACUGCUCAUUUCUGCUAUAACAUUCAAUAUCAUCAUACAAGUAGAGGCAGCACACUCCACUCAAGGAUUAGUUGAGCUCUUGAAACGGAGACUACCUGCUCAUGUAAAUGACUUCCAGUUCAAAAUACGAAGUAACCAUACAUUGGGGGCGAUGAAUGAUGAAUAUGCUGUAUCUCAAACAUCCACGGGAAUUAUUCUUGUAGAAGGGAAUUCAUUAAGUGCUCUUGCUACCGGGUACGUCUCUUCGACUGACUUUUUGUCCGCAAUUUUCAGCUUAUGAAGAUAGGUUACGUAAAUACUUCACAGACGUUCUGCAUGUGGAUAUCUGGUGGUAUAUUGGUUCGCAGCUCCACCUUGCUCCUAAAGAAUUCCCACCUUUAAAUUCGACACUGAGAGGAUCAAGUAUUGUACCAUGGCGAUAUCAUUUCAACACUGGUAAGCGCAUUGUCCUUCUAGAAGCGCCUUCCAUUAAUGAUUGCAUGCCACACAAUGUUUUGGUUACUAAACAGAUGCUAAUAAAUACUUCGUAGUCACAUUCUCUUAUACAACCGCCUUUUGGACCUGGGAUGAUUGGGAACUCCAACUAGACUGGAUGUCCCUUCACGGCAUAAACCUCUCUCUCGCCUGGGUAGGGUAUGAAAAAACAUUACUUUCCACCCUCCUCACCCUCGGCCUCACCACCCAUGAAAUUCUUUCAUUUUUCUCCGGUCCGGCCUUUCAAGCCUGGAAUCGAUUCGGUAAUAUCCAAAGAUCUUGGGGCGGAAGCCUCCCAAUCUCUUGGAUAGAAGAACAGCACCUUCUUCAAAACAAAAUUGUACAGCGAAUGGUAGAACUAGGUAUUACACCUGUUUUACCCGCUUUCACUGGUUUCGUGCCAAGCGCAUUGAGAAGUGUAGCGCCUUAUGCAAAUAUAAUUAACGGAAGUGACUGGGGCAAUAUUUUCCCAGUCGAAUACUCAAAUGAUACAUUUCUCUACCCUACCGAUCCUCUUUUCACCACGCUUCAACAUACAUUCCUCAGUUUUCAAUCCGAAUAUUAUGGAAACGUUACGCAUAUCUACACACUAGAUCAAUAUAACGAAAACAAUCCCGCAUCCGGAGAUCUCUCAUAUCUAAGAAACGUAUCACGUGGAACUUACGAAUCUCUCCAAUCCUUUGACCCAAAUGCCGUCUGGAUGUUACAAGGUUGGCUUUUCUACUCUCUUUCAUCAUUCUGGACACAAGAUAGGAUCGAAGCUUAUAUCGGUGGUGUCCCCAAAAAUGAAAGCAUGUUAAUCCUGGACCUCUUCUCCGAAUCUUUUCCACAAUGGGAAAGGACGCAUCAUUAUUAUGGGAAACCGUGGAUCUGGUGUCAAUUACAUGAUUAUGGCGGUACUUUAGGUUUAUACGGUCAGAUUUACAAUGUUACGAAUUCGUCGAUUGGAGCGUUUCGGGAAUCGGAGAAGAUGGUGGGAAUGGGGAAUACAAUGGAAGGGCAAGAGGGCAAUGGGUUAAUGUAUGAGUUGCUUUUGGAUCAGGCUUGGAAGAACGACCCUAUUGAUACUGAGGAUUACUUUAAGUCUUGGGUGAAAAAACGAUAUCAUAUUAAAGGGCAGAAGAAGCAGUUACCGGGAGAAAUAUACGAAGCUUGGGAUAUCCUCCGAACGACAGCUUAUAACAACACAAACUUAACUCUCUCCGACAGUGUACCAAAAUCCUUGCACGAAAUGCAACCUAAUAUCACGGAAAAUCAUGGAAGAUUGGGACAAUCUUCAAGUAUCGAUCUUUAUAAUCCAAAUUAUCUAUUCAGAGCCUGGGAAUUGCUUUUUAAUGCAUCAGUAUUGGUACCGGAAUUAUGGGAAGAUGAGGGAUGGAAAUUCGAUGUGGUGGAUGUUACAAGACAGGUUCUCGCAGAGAGAUUUAAGUUGGCGUAUGUGGAACUGAUAGAGAGAUAUAAGAAGGGUGCUGAUAUUUCCGGUAAUGGUGAUAUUUUACUUGGGAUACUGAAGAGCUUGGAUGAUUUGCUAUCUACAUCACCUCAUUUCAGAUUAGACACUUGGGUAAAUGCUGCAGUCUCUUCUGCACCACUCUCUUCCUCUACAAAUUCCUCAUUCUCCUCAAUCGAUAACUCCUCGUUGCCCUCCAGUUCCUCCCCAUCGAUGUUAACAUCAAAUCUCACACAAACCCAAAAAUUCUUCGUCUACAACGCGAUCAACCAGAUUACGAUCUGGGGACCUACAGGACAGAUUGAUGAUUAUGCAUCUAAGAGUUGGGGAGGUCUUGUACGUGGGUAUUAUUUGCCGAGAUGGCAGAUGUUUUUGGAGUAUAUUGGUCAAGUGCGGUUUGGAGAGUUUAACGCCACGGAACUAAAAGAAAGGUUGGAUAGUUUUGAGCUGGGAUGGCAGUUGAGCGGUGGUAUAGAUGGUUUGGAAGGGGAGGGUGUCCGGGAGAAGUUGAAAGAAUUGGUUGGGGAGUUGGUGGAAAGUUUGAAGCUGCGGGGAGUUCGGGAAGUGUGAGCGAGUCGUUUCCUGGAACAAAGCUAUGUGCUAUAAAAUAUUGGUUCAGGUGUCUUGAUAUGACUUUCGGGGCUAUCAGUUCUAGCAGACUCCUGUACAUUGCAUGAUGCAAGUAAGAUAUAUUGGUACUUUCCAGAGCACUGUUUCCUUGAAUUGUGGGUGCUAGUUAGGCUUACCGAGCAUAGGUGUGUUCUUCACGAUGACAUCUCGGUUCUCGUCAAUGUAGUAAGUAUCUUUACCGUAUAUAUACAGAAUUACAAAGACCUCGGGAGUAAAAGAUA